Messenger RNA from Trichoderma gamsii, 1089 nucleotides. RefSeq names its product aspartate-semialdehyde dehydrogenase. Gene Ontology annotation, molecular function: protein dimerization activity; NADP binding; aspartate-semialdehyde dehydrogenase (NADP+) activity. The record is from RefSeq and is a predicted model, not a curated record. NCBI's taxonomy places the organism in Eukaryota, Fungi, Ascomycota, Sordariomycetes, Hypocreales, Hypocreaceae. Bases 1 to 1089 code for a protein of 362 amino acids. Gene Ontology annotation, biological process: L-threonine biosynthetic process. The transcript is spliced from 4 exons.
AUGUCAGCGCAAUCUCCUCGCAAGAAGUGCGGCGUCCUCGGCUGCACUGGCUCCGUCGGCCAGCGCUUCAUCCUCCUCCUCCAAGGCCACCCGACGCUCGAGCUGUACGCCAUCGGCGCAUCGUCGCGCUCCGCCGGCAAGAAGUACAAGGACGCCGUGCGAUGGAAGCAGGCCUCUCCCAUUGGCGAUGUCGCCGACAUGGUAGUGAGGGAGUGUCGCCCAGAGGAAUUCAAGGACUGCGACGUGGUGUUUAGCGGGCUCGAUUCCGAUGUCGCGGGCGAUGUUGAAAUGGCCUUUCUCAAGGCCGAAAUCCCCGUCUUCUCCAACGCCAAAAACUACCGCCGCGACCCCCUCGUCCCGCUCGUCGUGCCCACCGUCAACCUGCCUCACCUCGACCUCAUCCCCCACCAGCGCUCCGUCCACAACCUGUCCAAGGGCUUCCUCGUCUGCAACUCCAACUGCGCCGUCAUCGGGCUCGUCAUCCCCUUCGCCGCCCUGCAGGCCGCCUUUGGCCCCAUCUCCACCGUCAGCAUCGUCACCAUGCAGGCCGUCUCCGGCGCGGGCUACCCGGGCGUGUCCAGCAUGGACAUCAUGGACAACGUCGUGCCCUUCAUCCAGGGCGAGGAGGACAAGCUCGAGACCGAGGCCAGGAAGAUCCUCGGCGCCAUUGACGAGGGGCGCACGGCGUUUGUCGAGCAGAGCGGCCUGCGCGUGUCGGCGUCGUGCAACCGUGUUGCUGUUAUGGACGGUCACACUGCUUGCGUGAGCCUCAAGUUUGAGCGCCAGCCACCUCCUUCGCCGGAGGAGUGCAAGGAGGCUCUGCGGGCGUAUGUUUCGGAGGCUCAGAAACUGGGAUGUCCCUCUGCGCCGAACCCGCCUAUCAAAGUCUUUGACGAGGACGACCGACCGCAGCCGAGACUGGAUCGUGAUUUGGGUAGAGGAUAUACGGUCAGCGUGGGCAGAGUGCGUGCUGAUGAGAGCGGCAUCUUUGACUUGAAGUUUGUUGCACUGAGCCAUAACACGGUUAUUGGAGCGGCUGGCUCAUCUAUACUGAAUGCUGAGGCCGCCAUCCUCAAGGGCUAUAUCUAA